Messenger RNA from Gadus morhua (Atlantic cod), 991 nucleotides. RefSeq names its product cytosolic sulfotransferase 3-like. The coding region runs from base 195 to 749 and encodes 184 amino acids. The record is from RefSeq and is a predicted model, not a curated record. Gene Ontology annotation, molecular function: sulfotransferase activity. NCBI's taxonomy places the organism in Eukaryota, Metazoa, Chordata, Actinopteri, Gadiformes, Gadidae. The transcript has 6 exons.
GAACUACAUGGGUCUCCUACAUACUUGAUCUCCUGUAUUUUUCCCAGUCACAGCCAGAUCGUCAGACAUCCACCCCUAUUAAUGAGAGAGUACCUUUCCUGGAGUCGAAGUACCCAAACCAUCCUUCUGUAACGGAUCUGGCAGACAGUCUCGAUUCUUCUCCUCGUCUCAUCAAAACUCACCUGCCGGUCCAGAUGAUUCCCAAGUCGUUUUGGGAACAGAAAUGCAGGGUAGUGUAUGUGGCCCGUAAUGCUAAAGACAAUGCAGUGUCUUUUUCCACUUUGACCGCAUGGACUUAUGCCAACCAGAGCCAGGAGAGUGGAACAGCUACCUACAGAGAUUCAUGGACGGAAAGAGUCUUGUUAUUUGGAUCCUGGUAUGAUCAUGUGACUGACUGGUGGGAGAGGAAACAGUCCCAUCCUGAAAUCCACUACAUGUUCUUUGAAGAUAUGGUUGAGGACACUGGACGAGAGAUAGACAAGUUGAGUUCCUUUCUUGGUUCAAAUUCGACAGCCGCAGAGAAGGAACAGAUCAGACAUCUCGUGCAGUUUGAUAACAUGAAGAAGAACGACAUGACCAACUACUCAUCAUGUGACGAAAUGGAUUUUAAUAUCUCUCGCUUCAUGAGAAAAGGGAAGGUUGGUGACUGGAAAAACCACUUCACCCUAGCCCAGAAUGAACAGUUCGAUGAAGACUAUAUGAAGAAGAUGAAGAAGAAUGCAUCACUGCAGUUCCGCACUAUAGUCUGAAGUCUGGCCAGGCUACUCUCAUAUCAUGAUUAAACCUGAGCGACAGGAGGAUAUGUAUGAUCUUUCUACAAGGACAUAGUUUACAAUGUCUUGUUGGGCUUUAUAUUAGUCCUAGCCAUAAUCGUCAAUCGAAAGUGUGUUUGUCAAUAAUGAAAACAUCCGCACUCAACAAUAAAAAUGUGUCUCAUUGUUUUUAAUUAUAUACUAUGUACAAAAAAAAUAUAUAUAAAUUACAUUAUGCU